UAUGAUGAUAUUAACGUUUUUUUUUUUUUUUUUUUUUUUAAUAAAUAUAAUAAAUAAAUAUAUUUAUCGAUUAGAUACUUACUAUCUAUAUCUAAAGAAAGAUCCAAACAAUAUUAUAACCUAACUUUUCGCACACGUGUAUCAUGUAGAAAGAGGACGAUAUAUGGAUAAUUCGAACAAUGGCAUCUAAUAAAUAUUAUUAAGCAAUAGUUUACUGUAUUAUAUCCCUAAAUGUAAUUAUAAUAUCAACAUAAUGAUAUUGAAAUGGUACCAUUCUUAUUCUGCUCUCUUUAAAUAUACAAAGCAAUUAACAAUCAAUAGAAAUUUUUCAACAAUAGUUAAUGUGAAUAAAAGCCCAAAUGAAUUAAAAAUUUUGGGACAAAAAUAUUUGAUAGAUGAAUGGACAAAUGUCACCCCACAAAUUAUUUCCAAAUUAGGAUGUAAUUUACAUGUUAUUCAAUAUCAUCCAUUGUCUCUUGUACGUCAACGGGUGAUUGAUUAUUUUUAUAAAAAUUACCGUAGCAGAACUGGAAACCCAUUAUUUAGCGUAUUUGACAAUUUAAAUCCUAUAGUCACUGUUACACAAAAUUUUGAUUCUUUACUCAUUCCCAAAGAUCAUCCUAGUAGAAAGAAAAAUGAUUGUUAUUACAUCAAUCAUGAUACUUUACUGAGGGCUCAUACAACUGCUCACCAAGCAGAUCUCAUUUCAAUGGGAUUAAAUAAUUUUCUUGUAGUUGGUGAUGUAUAUCGUAGAGACGAAAUAGAUUCUAUUCAUUAUCCUGUUUUUCAUCAAAUCGAUGCUGUUAGAAUAUGUACAAGAGAAGAAAUAUUUAAAAAUGUGAAUGGUUCAGGUGACUUAAAGCUAUUUGAUUCUAGAGAAGUAGAAUCAGCAGAAAAACAAGGCUCUCAUACUUUAGAGUCUGUAAAAAUAAUGGAGCACGAAUUGAAAGGUUGUUUAGUAGGCUUGGCAAAAGCAAUUUUUGGGCAAGAUAUACAAUGUCGAUGGAUCGAUCAAUAUUUCCCAUUUACGCAUCCGUCGUGGGAAUUAGAAGUUUUCCAUGAAAAUAAAUGGCUAGAAAUAUUAGGCUGUGGUAUUAUAAGACAAAGUAUUCUAAAUAAAUCUGGAGCAGGAGAUCGCAUGGGAUGGGCAUUUGGAAUGGGUUUAGAACGUCUAGCUAUGUGUCUUUACAAUAUACCAGACAUAAGAUUGUUCUGGAGUACUGAUACUGGUUUUUUAAAUCAAUUCAAAGUAGAUGAUGUUAAUAAAAAGAUACAAUACAAGGCCAUCAGCAUUUAUCCACAGUGCAGAAAUGAUAUAAGUUUUUGGUUACCAGAAAAUGAUCAUUAUACUUCAAAUAAUUUUUAUGAACUAGUUAGAGAAAUUGGAGGUGAUAUUAUUGAACAAGUUAUAUUGAAUGAUGUAUUUGCGCAUCCUAAAACCAAAAGAAUAUCUCAUUGUUAUACUAUAGUGUAUAGGCAUAUGGAACGUACAUUAUUAAAAACAGAAGUUAAUGAUAUUCAUCAUAAAAUAGAGAAAGCUGUAACAGAGAGAUUUCAUGUUACUAUACGAUAAUCGAACAAAUAAAGCUUCAUAAUUUAUGUAGUUUGA
Molecule: messenger RNA, 1609 nt
Organism: Vespa crabro (European hornet)
Lineage: Eukaryota; Metazoa; Arthropoda; Insecta; Hymenoptera; Vespidae
Gene: PheRS-m
Product: probable phenylalanine--tRNA ligase, mitochondrial
Exons: 5
Coding region: 254-1573 (439 amino acids)
Biological process (GO): phenylalanyl-tRNA aminoacylation
Cellular component (GO): cytoplasm; mitochondrion
Molecular function (GO): phenylalanine-tRNA ligase activity; tRNA binding; ATP binding
Source: RefSeq, a predicted model, not a curated record